UUUGCUUACCUGACCAGCAACCUACGGUAGCCGAAAUCGAGUGACUGUAAAACACACGACACUUGUUGGAAUUACUUGAACAGAGGCGAGUGUAAAUAACGGUUCGAUUGAAGUGAAAAUUUACAACAUGCACAGGUCUUAUCAAUCUGUUUUACCGACGGCAAACAAACUUUUACAAUGGAGGUGGGACACAACCUACUAUAACGAACAUCGUAGAAAAGUACAUUCGGCAGCACCCAUGGUGGACACCAAGGCACCACCGACUUACAUGCAUUUACAUCUGAAACUGAAAAAACUACAGCUUGAAGAGGAGCGACUGGCCACGAUAGAACGAGACAAUAGAAUUCUUUUGGAAAAAAUGUCAUAUAUAAUGCGGACACGAGGCCGCGUGGACAACAGAAAUAACUACGAGUACAAGAGCCUGAACCGUGAGAAGCGCCAGCGUGAGCUGCUGCGCGUGACGCGUGAGAACCAGGAGAUUCUGCGCAGGAUAACGAUGCGCCAGCCGGAGUACAGCGCCAAGAAGUGGCAGGAGGACUGGGAGGAGAACCAGAAGUUCAUGGACAGCAUCUCACACUUCCCCAAGGACUGGUGGCUUGACAACGACAGGAACAGACGAUCACAGCGAAGUGCUCGAUCAGCCCGACGUGAGAAGAGUCCAGGCUCUAAGGGAGACACGCAGAGGGAGAAAGACGAAAAGAAGGAUUCGGCGAAACUGGCCAAAGAGAGCGACUCGAAUAAGGACAAGUCUGCCCCAGCGAAGAAAGUUGAUUCGUCUAGAGAAAGCGAGGACACUAAACACGACGAGAGCACAACGAAAGAUAGCACGAGAGAUACCACGAAAGAUACCACAAGAGAUACCACGAAAGAUACCACAAAUGACAGCACGAGGGACACGACAAGAGAUGAUGACACGAGAGAUAAAAGUGAGACUGAAUCGUUGGAGAAAGAGACAGUCAAGGGCUAGUGAAUCGUACAGUAUUCAGUACGGGACAGUCGGGCUUACAAUCAUUUUGGGGCAUCAGUCCACAUUCAUUUCAUGGAUUGUUGCAAUCUUGUUUAGAAAAUAUUGAUUUUUUAUUUUUUUUAUUCAAUUUUUAUUUUUAAUUAAUUAAUUUUUAUUUUUUUUAUUACAGUCCCAACAAUCAGUGGCUGCACUCUGUUGCAUGUGCUUAUUUCAGUCUUUAAAUAAUUGGGCUAAAAUAAUGCAAUACUUUGUUUUGCCUGAUCAGUCUAUAAAUAAUUUUAUGAAUGAAUUUUUGUUUUUGUCCAGAUACCUGAUUUAAAAAAAGAAAGUGUUUUAAGUGUAAAUUGGUACUUUGUACUAAUUUUCUUUUAUAUUUCUGUGUUGUUGAGCAUUUGUUUUUGUUUGUUUGUUUGUUUGUUUUUUUAUUUUAUCUAGACGAACUAUAUUUUUGGAUUUCGGAAAACCAUAUUUCUUUUUUUAAGUGUGAAAGCCUAUUCCAUGUUCUGUUUAGGGUCAAAUAAAAUCUUGUGGGUUGGGGGGGAUGUAAUAUAACCACAAUAAUAUACUUGUAUGUCAGCCAGAGCCCGUUUAUCCCAGUAGCACAUGUAGCACGUCCUACGGGCCCCUUGCGUCAGGGGUUCCCGCGGUGAUGUGUACAUUUAUUUUCACCAGGUCAUUUCCACCCCUCUCCCUGAGGGGGUUGCAAAAUAUAUAUUCUGGGAAUGGGGCCCUCAGAUCCAUACACUGGCUCUGAUGUCAGCCACAUUCUCUUUAUG
Molecule: messenger RNA, 1743 nt
Organism: Gigantopelta aegis
Lineage: Eukaryota; Metazoa; Mollusca; Gastropoda; Neomphalida; Peltospiridae
Product: serine/threonine-protein kinase fray2-like
Exons: 5
Coding region: 128-967 (279 amino acids)
Source: RefSeq, a predicted model, not a curated record